CUGUUCCCUGCGCCCCGCGGUCGCGCCCCAGCCACGACCCCAGCCCCAGCUCUUAUAGCUCUUAUAGCCUCGAAAGUCCCUGGGGUCGAAUUCCUGGGGAGGGGGUUCUGAUUCCUUGGAACUCUGGCCCCCAUCACUCGGGCGGAGAAUCAGCCAAAAUUCCUACGAAGUCACAGAGUAAAAUUGGAAAACGUAGCCAGGACCUCCCGGCACACGCCCGGCGCCUCCUGCCCUCCUCCUCUAGAUGGGUGCUCCUGGAGGAUGUGUUUCCCCCAUCCCCCAACCCCGCCACUCUCUUCUGUCCUGGAGUUGGGGGACAGGGACACUAUGAGGGACGCAUGUGGGUGCCCUUGAUCCAGCUCAGCCUGACGACUAGAAAGGAAAGAUGCCUGUUGGGAUGGGCCUCCAGGACCCAGGAGUGGAGGGCACAAGGAGGACCAAGGAGUUCUCAUCCAAGAUAGGGACUCUCCAGCCAGCCCUGGAGCCUGCUGUGGGGCGCCCUGCCCCGCAGCACCACCCAUUUCCCAGAGGAUCAAAAAGGGGUGGGCCAGUCUUCACCCAUCCAUUCUCACUCUGAGGUGUCCUUCUGAGGAGUCAUCCCUCCCAACCCCCAGCUUUCUGGAGACUGGACCAGGCUUCGGUCCCUGCAGAGCGCAUCCCCCACCCCACGCCCAGAUGCCGGAGUAGAGUUGACUUCCGGUCCCCUCCUCCCUGGCCCUGGGGGCCAUCAAGGGAGGAGAGAUGGAGAAGUGGGCGGGCAGGCCCCGGAUGUGUCUGAUGCUGCUUCUGUUCCUGCCUCAGCUCUGCCUGGAUCAGGAGGUGUUUUCUGGGCACUCUCUUCAGACACCUCCCGAGGAGAACCAGGGCCCUGAGGGUGUCUGGGGUCCUUGGGACCAGUGGGCCUCUUGCUCCCAGCCCUGCGGGGUUGGGGUGCAGCGCAGGAGCCGGGCGUGUCAGCUCCCUGCAGCUCAACUCCACCAGGGCCUGCCCCUCCCACCCCGGCCCCCAAGACAUCCAGAAGCCCUGUUCCCCCGGGGUCAAGGCACCAGACCUCAUACUUCCCGAGAAACCCUUCCCCUGUACAGGCCACCACCUCGGGGAAGAGGUGGCCCCCUUCGAGGUCCUGCUUCUCAUUUAGGGAGAGAGGAGGCCCAGGAGAUUCAAGGAGCCAGGAGGUCCCGGGUUCGAGACCCCAUCAAGCCAGGAAUGUUUGGUUAUGGGAGAGUGCCCUUUGCUUUGCCGCUCCAUCGGAACCGCAGGCACCCCAGGAGACCACCCAGCUCUGAGCUCUCGCAGACCUCAGAUCUUCCAUCCCUGACUCCAAGAACAGAGCCAUCUUCUGCAAACCACACCCCGCAAACUGAACUCCCUCCUACUGAACCGUCUGCCCACACCCCGUCCCCCCCAGGAGAACCCCCAAGCCCCGAAGCUGCUCAGACAGAGGUGCCCUCUAGAACCAGGCCUGCCCUCACAUGGCCCCACCCCAGAGCCCAGGCCUCUGGCACAGAGCCCUCCUUGUUCCCUCCAUCCCCAGGAGAAGGUAGCUCCUUUCACAUGUCCCCUCAGCCAAGAAGGCCAAGUUCCCAGGGUUGGGCCGGUCCCCGGCUGGCAGAGAGACACCCUAAUCCUUUCCUUUCUGUCCCUCGGAGCCGAGGCCAGCAGAGCCAGGAGCACUGGAGACCUGGGGGGAAUCUUCACGGGUCCCUCACGGAGUCUGCCCCUCACUACCCAGAUGGCUGGUUGCCUCUGCUGAGUGCUGGCCCCCAUUCCAGCCCCCUCUGGAGCCUCUUUGCUCCCAGUAGCCCUGUCCCAAGAUGUUCUGGGGAGAGUGAGCAGCUGAGAGCCUGCAGCCAAGCGCCCUGCCCCCCUGAGCAGCCAGACCCCCGGGCCCUGCAGUGUGCAGCCUUUGACUCCCAGGAGUUCAUGGGUCAGCUGUACCAGUGGGAGCCCUUCACAGAAGUUCAGGGUUCCCAGCGCUGUGAACUGAACUGCCGUCCCCGUGGCUUCCGCUUCUAUGUCCGUCACACCGAAAAGGUCCAGGACGGGACCCUGUGUCAGCCUGGAGCCCCAGACAUCUGUGUGGCCGGACGCUGUCUGAGCCCUGGCUGUGAUGGGAUCCUCGGCUCGGGCAGGCGUCCAGAUGGCUGUGGAGUCUGUGGGGGUGAUGAUUCUACCUGUCGCCUCAUCUCGGGGAACCUCACUGACCGGGGGGGCCCUCUGGGCUAUCAGAAAAUCCUGUUGAUUCCUGCUGGAGCCUCCCGGCUCUGGAUCGCCCAGCUCCGGCCCAGCUCCAACUACCUUGCACUUCGUGGCCCUGGGGGCCGGUCCAUCAUUAAUGGAAACUGGGCUGUGGAUCCCCCUGGGUCCUACGCUGCCGGCGGGACUGUCUUCCGGUACAGCCGUCCUCCUCGAGAGGAGGGCGUGGGGGAGAGUCUGUCUGCGGAAGGCCCCACGACCCAGCCUGUGGAUGUCUACAUGAUAUUUCAGGAGGAAAACCCAGGUGUUUUCUACCAGUAUGUCAUCUCUUCACCUCCCCCCAACCUUGAGAACCCCACCCCAGAGCCCCGGCUCCCCCAACUCCAGCCUGAGGUUUUGAGGGGAGAGCCCCCACCUGCUUCAGUACCCCGCCCUGCCCGCACCCCAGGCACCCUCCAGCGUCAGGUGCGGAUCCCCCAGAUGCCUGCCCCGCCCCAUCCCAGGACACCCCUGGGGUCUCCAGCCGGAUACUGGAAACGGGUGGGACACUCUGAGUGCUCGGCAUCCUGUGGAAAAGGUGUCUGGCGCCCUGUCUUCCUCUGCAUUUCUCGUGAGUCAGGAGAGGAACUGGAUGAACGCAGCUGUGCCGUGGGCACCAGGCCCCCGGCCUCCCAGGAACCCUGCCACGGGCCCCCAUGCCCACCGUACUGGGAGGCUGGCGAGUGGACGUCCUGCAGCCGCUCCUGUGGCCCCGGCACCCAGCACCGUCAGCUGCGCUGCCGGCAGGAGUUUGGGGGCGGCGGCUCGUCGGUGCCCCUGGAGCGCUGCGGACAUCUGCCCCGGCCCAACAUCACCCAGCCGUGCCAGCUGCGCCUCUGCGGCCGCUGGGAGGUCCGCUCCCCCUGGAGCCAGUGCUCUGUGCGGUGCGGGCGCGGCCAGAGGAGCCGACAGGUCCGCUGCGUCGGCAGCAACGGUGAUGAAGUGAGCGAGCAGGAGUGCGUCUCAGGCCCCCCGCGGCCCCCCAGCAGAGAGGCCUGUGACAUGGGGCCCUGCACCACAGCCUGGUUCCACAGCGACUGGAGCUCCAAGUGCUCAGCUGAGUGUGGGACGGGAAUCCAGCGACGUUCUGUCAUCUGCCUCGGGAGUGGGGAGACCCAUGGGGAGGGCCAGGAGGAAGCAGGGGCAGGAGCCACUGAGCAGACCUGUGCUCCAGGAAGCCGUCCCCCUGACAUGCGUGCCUGCAGCUUGGGGCCCUGUGAGGUGACGUGGUGCUGGUACACGGGGCCCUGGGCAGAGUGCUCCUCAGAAUGUGGCUCUGGCACGCAGCGUAGAGACAUCAUCUGUGUGUCCAAACUGGGGACUGAGUUCAAUGUGACUUCUCCUAGCAACUGUUCCCACCUCCCCAGGCCCCCUGCCCUGCAGCCCUGUCAGGGGCAGGACUGCCAAGACCGAUGGUUUUCUACACCCUGGAGUCCGUGUUCUCGCUCCUGCCAGGGGGGCAUGCAGACAAGGGAGGUCCAGUGCCUGACUGCCAACCAGACCCUCAGCAUCCGAUGUCCUCCUCACCUGCGGCCCUCCAGGAAACGAUCCUGUAACAGCCAACCCUGCAGCCAACGCCCCGAUGAUCAAUGCAAGGACAGCUCUCCACAUUGCCCCCUGGUGGUGCAGGCCCGGCUCUGCGUCUAUCCCUACUACACAGCUACCUGUUGCCGCUCUUGCGCCCAUGUCUUGGAGCGGUCUCCCCCGGAGCCCGCCUGAAAUGGGUCCAGGAGACCCUCUCCUCGUGGUUUUUUCAUGCCACCAUCAGUCACCUGUCAAUCAGCCCACUCUGUACCCUCUGGCUCUCUAGCCUGUCCUGGUCUCACUAGGGACGUCCCCCAGGGUGGUCGAAGGUGGCAAGAUGACGGACAGUAAUUGUCAAGACGUGUGGUUGGGUCUGUGCGGUGGUGUGAUGGUGUGUGUGCACAUAUGCCCCCAGAUGUGUAUAUGGGCCUGUGUGGAUGUGUGUGCGCCCAUAAACCUGUAUCACUUCUCAAAAAGAAGUUACACAGACUGAGAAGGAACCAGGAGAGGGGACGAUGCCUGUUUCUGUCAGAGUUUUCUAGGCUGAAAGGAAAGCAAGUUUGCAACUCUUUGGGAAUCCGAGCUACUUAGAGUCUGGCCUUCCCAUUAAUCCCAACUUUGUGUCCUCAACCUCAUUUCUUCUGUUCAGGCCACACAUCAUCUAAACCAUCCUUUUGUCCUCUGACCCUUUCUCCCCUUACUUAGUCUCUCUAUCCCUCCCUCUCAUAGUUAGCUAGGGAUGGGGUGAGCCAUUGCCAAUCCUGCUUUUCCCCAGGAAGAGAGACUAUCUCCCCAGAGCAGGGACCAGCUGGGCAGAAGAUGGCAAAGAGAAAGGUUAGAAUAAGACAACCGAGCCCCUGCUCCCGCUCCCCACCUCCUAAAACAGUUCCCACCCCAGAACUAAUUUAUUUUUUAUUAAAGAUGAUUAUGACAAAUGAGAAA
This is a messenger RNA of Orcinus orca (killer whale), 4701 nucleotides long. It is a transcript of the gene ADAMTSL4, whose product is annotated as ADAMTS like 4. Gene Ontology annotation, cellular component: extracellular matrix. NCBI's taxonomy places the organism in Eukaryota, Metazoa, Chordata, Mammalia, Artiodactyla, Delphinidae. Gene Ontology annotation, biological process: extracellular matrix organization. Gene Ontology annotation, molecular function: metalloendopeptidase activity. The coding region runs from base 742 to 3954 and encodes 1070 amino acids. The transcript has 18 exons. The record is from RefSeq and is a predicted model, not a curated record.